UAAAACCCCCAACUUAACUAACUCACCGGAAGUGGAACUCACAUCUUUCUCAGUCCGCUAAAACCCUCCCGGCGGCAGCAGAAGACAAGACGAAGGAGAAACAAAAUGGUGAACAAAUCAUGGAAGAUAAUACCAAGACCAUUACUCGAAACAAUCUUAAACAACCACGCCCAGCACCACCGCGUCCCUCAGCCUCUCAUUCUCCACGGCCCCCGUGGCGUCGGCAAAACCACCCUCUUCCUCGAACGUCUCCUUAAAGAUUGGAACAAAGGCCCUCACAUAACUGGCUAUGUAGACUUUGCGCAGUCAAUCAAAGACCAUCACCCUCAGCAUAACAACUCCUACCCUUGGGCUUCUUGGUCUAGUUGUGAUCCACCAACACUCUCCAAUUGCAAAACCCAGCUCGAAACUUGCCUUGAAUCGAUGACCCAGAAGGGAAUCCAACUCGGAGCCAUUACUUCCAGCCAAAUAUUCUCUACUCUCAACAAAUGGCAUCGCCUUGACACUGUCCUUCGUCGUAUACUACUCCAAAACAAUUCCAAUAUUGCUUUGAAAUCGAGAAAUGCUAUUUCUAAGGUUUCAAGUUCGGUUCUUUGGGACCGGGCAGUUUUUGCGCUAUCUGCUCGAUCAAAUGCCAAAGAGAUUGACGAGAUUCUUGGGUUGGAAGAGAAAGGGAAGAGCUUGUCUGUGGAGGAGGCUUCGUAUUUUAGAGAGGCGUUUGUGGCUUUGAGGUUGGCUAAGGAGGUUAUUACAAUGCAGCAAGGGUGGAGAGCCAGUGCCAUUGCUCAUUUGAACAGGACUGGUGGGUUUUCGAGGUCGUUGGCCAAUUCUUGUACUGAUUGGCCUUGUUUGCUGCUCGAGUUGCUAUCAAAAGCUGCUGAGAUUGAUUACUUUCAGCCGAAGCUGGUUAUAAACAAUAUUGAAGUUCUCAAAAAGGCUAUUUUAGUGGAUGAUUCAAUGGUUUCUGGACCAAUGUAUCAUGACAGUCUGAUAUGGAGAAUUGUUGCAUUGGGUGCAAAUGAGAGAUGCCUGCCCAUUAUGCUUGCGACAUCUGAUAGCUACUACUCAUACCAGGCCUACUGGGAUUUUGGAUUUCCAGAUAUAUUCAUUUCCCGUGAGAACUUUGGAUGGGCUCCACAAGAAGCUAAAAUGCAUAUGGUUAAUGAUUACUUCAGUCAGUCAGAAUGGACGGUGAUUAUUGAGGUGCUUGGUCCAAACCCUCGACAUCUGUUUGAGCUUUAUGCUCUCAAACAAAGUAGCUAUUAUCAGAAGGUCCUUGAAGACAAGGCUAGCACAUUUGAGGAUAUUGUAGACGCAUAUUUAGCAUAUUUGCAGGUUACUGUGGUGAAUCCUGCCAUGGAUAAAGCACUGGAAUUCCUGCAAAAGUUUGCCAAUGAUGCAAAAAGUGGAAAAAUUCCAAAAGAUAGAUUACGUUUUGGUUCUCCUUGGAAGCAUCCUUCAAAACUGGACGACCCUACUCAAUGUCAGCAGUGGGCAAAGCUUCAGCUGCUGGAUUUUGUUCAAUCUCUAAUAAAUACUGAAUUUGGGGUAAAUUACCUAGGUGAUUGUAGCUUUGAGAUAUUUGAUGAUCCAUGCACUGUUGCUUUAUUAGAGGUUGGUUUGCUCUAUGCUCAACGCGAUCCAUCAUUCAUUCGCCCCAUAUCUAUAGGUAUUCAGAGAUGUCUUGUGAGAUGGCUUGUCCAGGAACGGAUGAAAAUGAGUUUACAGAACCUGCUCCAAUUUCUGUGGCAGCGAAUUAUACGUGGUCGUAGUUAUCGUCAUUUGAUGUUACAAGUGGGCUACAAAUAACCAAAAAGGUCAAGAGAGAUCCUUGUUUGCAACAAUUUCUGUGAAUAUGAGUUUGCUAGAGGCUGUUACCUUGAUUACAAUACCAAGGUGGUUGACAUCCACUCACAAAGCCAUCUCAAGUUCAAAUAAUUCUUUGCAUGAACAGAUAUAUCACGUGGUUAACCUUGCAGGGUUCUUUUGGCAAAGGCAUCCUUUGAGGUUGAGUUUCCCUUUGAUUUUCACUCAUAGAUUAAGUUAUUUUUUGAACCCGAUGGCUUAUAAUUGCAAAUGUGCAUGCAAGGGUCGAAAGCCUUGAUUGUUUAACCCCUAUUAAAGGUUUGAUCUUUUAAGGAUUUCUUUGCACAUUAAUGCAAAAUUAGUAUAUGCAAGAGAUAUCAUCCAAAAAAGCUGGUUAUAUUGUAUAAUUGCAUUAUAUUCGGCUCAUACAAGCCCUUUAAAGAUUUCUUCAACACUCUUUCACGAUCC
Molecule: messenger RNA, 2274 nt
Organism: Populus trichocarpa (black cottonwood)
Lineage: Eukaryota; Viridiplantae; Streptophyta; Magnoliopsida; Malpighiales; Salicaceae
Exons: 13
Coding region: 106-1809 (567 amino acids)
Source: RefSeq, a predicted model, not a curated record